AAAUAAUAAAAUAUAUAUAAUAGUAAUAUGUCUAGAAUUAGUGAUUUUGAAAUACUCAAUCGUUUGGGUGAAGGAUCUUAUAGUUAAGUUUACAAAGUGAUCAGGAAAUCAGAUCAGCAAGUUUACGCCAUGAAGAAAGUUAAACUGUUCGAUUUGAAGGAAAAGGAGAAAGAAAAUGCUCUUAACGAAGUUAGAAUAUUGGCUUCAUUCGACGAUCCCAAUAUUAUUAAUUACAAGGAUGCUUUUAUUGAUGAUAACAUGCUAUACAUAAUUAUGGAAUUUGCUACAUAGGGUGAUUUGCAGAAUAAAAUCAAACAAGCUGGUAAUCAAUUAUUCCCUGAAACAGAAAUAUGGAAGGCAUUAUAUUAAAUUACCAAAGGUCUCAAGAAAUUGCAUGACAAUAAAAUUGUUCAUAGAGAUUUAAAAACUGCCAACAUAUUUAUUUCCAAUGGCAAUUAUAAACUGGGAGAUUUGAAUGUCUCCAAAGUCACUAAAAAAGGCUUUGCCUAUACAUAAACGGGAACUCCCUAUUAUGCAAGUCCAGAAGUAUGGAGAAAUGAAGCAUACAAUUCUAUGAGUGAUAUUUGGAGUCUAGGAUGCGUAAUCUAUGAAAUGGCUUCGCUCAAAUUACCCUUCAAAGCUCCUGAUCUCCAAGCCCUUUGCAAUAAAAUCCAAAGAGGUCUCUUUGAAUGCUUACCCAAACAAUACUCCAGAGAUUUAUAAUCAAUCAUAGUUUAAAUGAUCUAAGUUCAACCUAUGAAGAGAUUAUCAUGCAAUUAAAUUCUACAAAACCCACUUCUCAUCAACAAUUUAAAAGUAAUCCCGCCAAUCGAAAAACAAAAUUCAAAGGCUGAAUUACUCCAAACCAUCAAAUUACAAUAAAUAUAGCUGCCCAAAUCUAAUUACAAAGAGGAACCCACCAAAAAAACUAUUGAAUAGCCAAGAAUUAAUUAGAGAGCCCAUAGUGCACUGCCUGGAUAAAUUAAAGACAAGAAUUUAUCUCCCAUGAAUAACAAUCAAGGCAACUAUCCUUCUGCUCCCAGAAAGAAAGGAGAACCACCUUCCACUCCCAGCACCAGAAUUCAAAGCAGUGCACCUAGUCAAAGAGAUAGAGAAAAAAUGCUCCAAGAAUAACUAAAAAUAGAACUUCAAAAAGAACAAUAAAAACUUAUUAAUCAAAGAUAAUCCAUCAAAUCUAAUAAUCAACCUAUUGCUACUGAAGCCAUUCGUCAAUAGAUUGUGUAAUAGCAUAAGAAGGAAGAAAUAAAAAAUGAAGAGAAACUUUCAAAUCAAAGACAAAAGUCUGUUGACACUAAAAAAGAAAGACUCAUCGUUUCUGCUUAACCAAAAUAACAACUCCAAUAGACUGUUUAAGCACAAGAAACACAGUAUCAAACACAACCUUCCGAAUUUAUUGUUGCAGGAUUAAAGAAUAUUAAUCCCUAAUCAAUUCAAUCUAUACUAUGUCAACCUGUCUUAGAAAUCGGAGAAAGUCCCUUUCCAUAAAGAGCCAAAGUUAAAAAACAAGAACAAAUCAACAACCAUUAACAUUAUUUCCCCAUCUAAGAAGAAUUUUCUGAUCGCAAAUUAGUUAAAGGAAAGACUAAUGUAUGA
This is a messenger RNA of Paramecium tetraurelia, 1614 nucleotides long. RefSeq lists its product as uncharacterized. Gene Ontology annotation, molecular function: ATP binding; protein kinase activity. The transcript has 3 exons. Gene Ontology annotation, biological process: protein phosphorylation. NCBI's taxonomy places the organism in Eukaryota, Ciliophora, Oligohymenophorea, Peniculida, Parameciidae. The record is from RefSeq and is a predicted model, not a curated record.